Messenger RNA from Miscanthus lutarioriparius, 501 nucleotides. The record is from the annotation of a GenBank genome assembly. NCBI's taxonomy places the organism in Eukaryota, Viridiplantae, Streptophyta, Magnoliopsida, Poales, Poaceae.
AUGCACCCACCACGGAGCGUCGCUGGAGCAUGGGACCCGAGCUACUCGUACUACCACGAUCCCAUCGUCGUCGCCAGCGCGGCGCGCUUCAAGCAAGAGUCGCCCGAGCCGGAUGGUGCGGCGGCCGCCGCAGCCAGUGCCGCCCUCCUGCAGUACUCCAGCCGCCUCGCCGAGCUCCCGCAGCUCGAGAGCCCGCCACUGAUGCCGCACCAGGGGAGCCACCGCCGAGCCGUGGCUGACGGCGAGGGAGACGCCGUGGCGACCACGGACUGGAGGGCGCUCGACAGGUUCGUCGCGUCCCAGCUCAGUCCUGACGAGGAGCACUCCGGGCAGGGGCAGGGCUUGCACCAGGAAUAUUGCGGCAAGCAGCCGAUGGGGAUGCAUGCCGGGGACAAUGAGGACGCGUCGGACAUGGCGGCGCUGCUGCUCCUCGACGGCGUCCGGCACGGGGAAGCCGGCCUGCUGGGCUGCGUGGCCGACCCUGCGUGUCUGCACACAUGA